AUGUGGCGGGAGAAUGUUCCGACCCGGACAUACAAUUUAUACAAAGAAAUAUCAGUGCGAGCAAUUUUAGUUUUUGUUUUGUGUGUGUUAUAUCAAAAAUUUCAACCACGUAAACAUUACAUCACUGAAGCCGAACUUCUUAAUUUAAACUAUAGACAUCCUCGAAAGGAGUCGCGCGUGACCUUGCAAUCAGUUAUUGUUCUGAUUAUUUGCAUACCUUUAAUAAUAAUCACGUCAGAUAGUCUGCUCAGAAACUACGUCGAAACCUUUCAAGGUCUACUGGGAUGGAAUUUAGCCAUACUAACGAACGCCGUCAUCACUGAAGCCAUCAAGAUAACAGUGUGUCGUCCGCGUCCAGAUUUCUUUUAUCGUUGCUUUUCUAACGGCGUGCUCACCGCAGAUUUAAUUUGCACGGGAGAAGAGAGUGAUGUCAUAGAUGGGAGGAAGUCGUUUCCAAGCGGUCAUAGCAGCUUUGCUUUCUGCUCUCUUGGAUUUAUAAGUAUUUGGUUGUAUGGAAAACUAAGAUUAAUACAAAGCAGAGGAAUUGUUUUUAUAAUGUGCACUCUCCCUUUAAUCAUUGCGGCAUUUAUAAGCAUAACACGUGUCUAUGACAAUCGCCAUCACUGGCAAGAUGUGGUAGGCGGUUCUUUACUCGGAUUUUUUAUAUCUUAUGCAUCCUACAUGCAUUACCAUCACCCCCCGCCUUUGAGAGCUAGAAACUCUUCAGAAUUUGUAAGAAAUUAG
Molecule: messenger RNA, 744 nt
Organism: Parnassius mnemosyne (clouded apollo)
Lineage: Eukaryota; Metazoa; Arthropoda; Insecta; Lepidoptera; Papilionidae
Source: the annotation of a GenBank genome assembly